GAACAGGAAACAGUUACGAUGGCUUAUCAGGUGACCCAGCUACCAAGUCCCCUAGCGAAGUUGGGUGAGGGACCAGUUUGGGAUAUCGAUACCCAGAGCCUCUACUAUGUGGACAUCUCCACUCCCGCCGUUCUGCGUUACGAUUAUAAGGAAAACCGAACGUACAGCGCUAAACUGGAUGGCGCAGAUUCAAUCUCGUUUCUUGUGCUCGUUGCUGGGAAACCUGAUCAUUUUGUGAUCGGCGAAAACCACCGAGUUAUGUUGAUCCACUGGGAUGGCCGGUCGGAAAAAGCCAGCCACAUUAGCACGCUUGCUGAUCUAGGAACAACACAAAGCCAUGUACGUUUCAACGAUGGAAAGGUUGAUCCGUCGGGUCGUCUGUAUGCCGGCACGAUGCUACUAGAAUCGGUUGGUGAUCCAAAUAUCCAGAAAGACGGACAAUUCUUUCGCUACGACAAUGGCACAAUGGUGCCACUGAAGAGAAAUGUUAGCAUCUCGAACGGGCUAACAUGGGACGAACCGACCAAUCCGUUGCGGAUGUACUACAUUGACUCACCAACGCUAGAGGUGAAGGCGUUCGAUGUUGACGGGGAAGGUGAUUUGAAGAACGAGACCGUGUUUUUCGACUUACGAGUCAACGGUACUGCUCCAGGUUACGUACCCGAUGGUAUGACUUCCGAUGCCAACGGUAACUUAUACGUAGCCACCUGGGGUGGCUGGAAGGUGCUGAAGGUUGAUAAGAAGACUCGGAAAGUUCUACAGGAAAUCAAAAUACCAGCUGAACAAGUUACGUCCGUAGCAUUUGGCGGUCCUCUGCUGGACGAGUUGUUUGUCACUUCCUCGCUGCAAGGCGAUAAACCAGCUCCCGCUGGAGCCUUGUUUAAAGUUACAGGUCUGGGUGUAAAGGGAAAACCUAUGCACAAGAUGGUUUUAUAAACCAGGCACAGUCAUUAUAAAACACGAUCAUAACUUUAAUGUGAAAUAAACCAA
This is a messenger RNA of Anopheles coustani, 990 nucleotides long. RefSeq names its product regucalcin-like. The coding region runs from base 19 to 936 and encodes 305 amino acids. Gene Ontology annotation, molecular function: calcium ion binding; gluconolactonase activity. The transcript has 3 exons. Lineage: Eukaryota; Metazoa; Arthropoda; Insecta; Diptera; Culicidae. Gene Ontology annotation, biological process: L-ascorbic acid biosynthetic process. The record is from RefSeq and is a predicted model, not a curated record.